AUGCCAUUGAGAAUGGGAGAAUUGAAAUGUCUCCGAACGUUGUCUGAUUUUGUUGUAGGCAAAGAAACAGGAUCAAGUGUAAAAGAUUUGAAGAACUUAAAAUUUCUGCGUGGAGAACUUUAUAUUUCAGGGUUAGAGAAUGAGACCAGCUCACAUGAUGCAGGAGGGGCCAUAUUAAGUAAUAAAAAAGACAUUGACGGAUUGUUCUUACAAUGGGGAUAUUCUUUUCCUGAGUCAAGAAAUGAAGUGGAAGAAAAAAAUGUGCUUAAAAUGCUACAACCUCAUAGAAAUUUGAAAAAGCUUGAAAUCUCAUGCUAUGGUGGCACAGGAUUUCCAUCUUGGUUAGGAGAUCCAUCAUUUUCUAAUAUGGCGCUCCUGAGAUUAGACGGAUGCACAAGAUGUUUAUCAUUACCGUCACUUGGGCUUCUGAGCUCCCUGAAAGCCCUUAUCAUUAGAGGGAUGACAAGCUUGAAAAGUAUAGGUUCCGAAUUUUACGGGAAAUGUUGCUCAAAACCAUUUCAAUCACUAGAGACUCUGGUGUUUGAGGGAUUGCAAGAAUGCGAGUAUUGGGAAACUAGCGAAGGAAAUGAGAAUGUGAAAAGAUUCCCUUGCCUCCGUGAACUUACACUUCGAAGGUGUCCCAAACUAUCCGGAGCAUUGCCUAAUCAUCUGCCUUUGUUGGAGAAACUUGUGAUCAAUAACUGUGAGCAGUUGGUGGUUUCAUGCUCUGGCUUUCCACUGCUUUCUAAAUUAGAGAUAGAUGUAUGCAAAGGUAUGGUCUGCAAUAGCCCAACUGACUCUAACUCGCUGAAAUCCAUGACUCUUAGAAAUGUUUCUGAGUUUGGAAAUUGGUUGAGGAAAGGGUUUUGGUUAAGGCAAGGGUUUCAGAAUGUAGAGCAUCUAAAGAUAGUCAACUGUGACGAGCUCAUGCACUUCUGGCAAAAUGAGAUUUGUCUUCAGAAGCCAAUACAAGGGUUUCACAGCCUCACCUCUCUGAGACAUCUAUGCAUUGAAAACUGCAGAUCCUUAGUUUUGUUUCCAGAGAUCAGGUUUCUUUCUGUCCUAAGAAAACUUGAGAUUGAAAAUUGUCAUGCUUUGGCAUCCUUACCUCCGGAAAUGAAUCAUAAUAAUCCAUGUCUUGAGACAUUAACAGUUAAAAGUUGCCAUUCUCUAAAAUUCAUAGUAACAGGCUAUCUACCUUCAUCUCUAUGUAGCAUUUCGGCAAGAGAUUGUCAGAAUCUGCGGUGCUUGUUUGAUGACAGAGAUCAAGAUACUUCUUCUUCUUCUUCUUCUUCGGCAGCUUCUUCUUCAGGAAUGAAUACCGGUUCAUCUCUUAAGUUCAUGUAUAUUUGUAGCUGUCCAUCUCUUACAAGCAUAUCAUCAACAGGCCAGUUACCUACUACACUCGAGUACCUUGAACUUUGGGGUUGCUCAAAGCUCACAACCUUAUCAUCAAGAGGUCAAUUACCUGCUGCAUUUGAAUGCAUUGAAAUUUUUCAUUGUUUGGAAUUGAAGACCUUGUCAUCGUCAGGCCAGUUGCCUAAGGCACUUCUUGAACUAAAAAUUCAUGAUUGUCCAAAACUAGAGUCAGUAGCAGAGAUGUUUUAUAAUAACAUGUCUCUUGAAAGAUUUGAGAUCCAAAAAUGUGAAAAUCUUAAAUCCUUUCCUGAGGGCCUACACAAUCUUAUUCGUCUUCAUAGACUUUUAAUUACUGAUUGUCCAGGUCUUGUUUCCUUUCCAGAAGGAGGGUUUCCUAAUAGUAAUUUAACAGUUUCAAUCUUCAACUGUGAGAAUCUCAAAGCCCUGCCUGGCAGCUUGGAAAUGCUCAACUCUCUUCAAGAAUUACAGAUAAGUAAAUGCCCAAGUAUUAUGGCCUUUCCAUCAGAUGGUUUUCCUACAAAUAUUGAAAACCUUGCAGUAGAUAAUCUCAAUAUUUACCAGCCUUUGGUUGAGUGGGGGUUGCAUAAGCUUACAUCUCUUGGAGGGCUUCAUAUUACCGGAUGUCCAAAUGCUGUGUCUUUCCCACAGGAGGAGAUGGGAACAAUAUUGCCUUCCUCUCUAGUUGUACUCACCAUUGAAGAAUUCCCAAAACUGAAAUACCUUUCCUCAAAUGGUUUUCAAAAUCUCACCUCUCUUCAAGAGUUGUCAAUCAGUCAAUGUCCAAAUCUUAAAUCCUUUCCCAAGGCAGGCUUGCCAUCCUCACUUUUGAAGUUGUACAUUUUGGAUUGUCCUUUGUUGAAGAAACAUUUCGGAAGAAAUAAAGGAAAAGAAUGGUCCAAGGUAGCACACAUCCCAGAUGUUAAGAUAGAUGGAAAAUUUAUCUAUGAUCCACAGGAGAGAGAAUGAGCUCUCUUUUGGUUCAGAAAUGUAGAUGGAUUCACAGAAUACCUCAGUCCAUCCUUAUAUCUCAGAUCGUUGCUGGCGGUCCUAAAAAUUGAACUAAUUGAAUAAUUACAAGAAGAUAAGCAAGGCAGCAUACAGACUCUAUUUGGAGGUCAGGCAAUCAGAAAUUGAUUCUCCAUUUCAAGAAAUCUUUCUUUCUACCAGAACUUAUAAGCAAUUGUUCUUUCAUGAUAGAUGUUGAAAAUUCUUCAGAUAAAAUAUUAUGGAAGAAGAAGUGAUUGCAGAGAAACCAUAUUGAAAUGUGACAGAUGAAGCUCUAGUUUGCUUUUGACAUAAAGUAAGUCCAUUAUUGUAGAUACAAUUCUUUAUCCUCCCUGCUAGUGUGAUAAAGAAAAAUUAACCUUGUUGUAGUUGUACUUUGUUUGAAUGAACCUUCAAUAUCCCUCUUUCAUAAACCUUGAGAAGUGAAGGUUCUUCAUUGAUGAUAACCUUGAAUGCAAUUUGUCCGUGAAAGAAGUAAGCUUGGAUGCUCUUUGUUUGGUUAUUUGUUCUUUCACUGUGGGAAGCAAGUAGACUAUCCGAAAUUCUGAAUCCAGACUUGGAGGAGGCUCGAAAAUGAAGUAUUCAUAUAGGGGAACAGGUAGAGCUAAACUCCACAAGCUUCAGGAUGAAAACAAAUGCAGGGAACCAAGUUGAAUCAAGUGGCUUCUCUGAGCUUGUCAUCCACAGGAAUCUCAUAUCAGAACACUAAAGAUAAAAUGCUUCUUGUAAUAGUUGUAGCCUUGUAGGUGGAUGCUUCAUCUGAAAUUGGGCUUCACAACAAAGACUUAGAGCCCAAUUAACCCAACACUAUUUAUUAUUAACCAACAGUAGAUUUCAACUUUCUGUAUUUUCCACUCUUGGUGUUACUUUACAAGUUUCAGUCAAUCU
This is a messenger RNA of Pistacia vera, 3273 nucleotides long. Its product is annotated as putative disease resistance protein At3g14460. NCBI's taxonomy places the organism in Eukaryota, Viridiplantae, Streptophyta, Magnoliopsida, Sapindales, Anacardiaceae. The record is from RefSeq and is a predicted model, not a curated record. The transcript has 4 exons. Bases 1 to 2346 code for a protein of 781 amino acids.